Messenger RNA from Nannospalax galili (Upper Galilee mountains blind mole rat), 1262 nucleotides. RefSeq names its product potassium two pore domain channel subfamily K member 17 (gene Kcnk17). The transcript is spliced from 5 exons. Bases 1 to 996 code for a protein of 331 amino acids. Gene Ontology annotation, molecular function: potassium ion leak channel activity. Gene Ontology annotation, biological process: potassium ion transmembrane transport; stabilization of membrane potential. NCBI's taxonomy places the organism in Eukaryota, Metazoa, Chordata, Mammalia, Rodentia, Spalacidae. The record is from RefSeq and is a predicted model, not a curated record. Gene Ontology annotation, cellular component: membrane.
AUGUGCAGACCAGGAGCCAGAGCAGCACCCUGUUGGGCUCCGGGCUGCGGGAUGCCGGGCACCGGGCUCCUGCUGCUGGCCUACCUGGCUUACCUGAUGCUGGGCGCCUGCGUGUUCUGGGCGCUGGAGGGUCGCGCAGCUCAGAGCCACAGCCGCAGCUUGCAGCGUGAGAAGUGGGAACUGCUGAAGAACUUCACGUGUCUGGAUGACCCGGCGCUGGACCGGCUGAUCCGGGGCAUCAUUCAAGCCUACAAAGAUGGGGUCCACUUCCUGAGCAAUACCCCAAGCAUGGGGCGCUGGGAGUUCACGGGCUCCUUCUUCUUUUCUGUGUCCACCAUCACCACCAUCGGCUAUGGCAACCUGAGCCCUCAGACCAUGGCCGCCCGCCUCUUCUGCAUCUUUUUUGUUCUUGUGGGGAUCCCGCUCAACCUCCUGGUGCUCAACCGGCUGAGCCACCUUAUGCAACGUGGAGUGCGCCGCUGUGCCCACAGGCUGGGAGGCCGAUGGCAGGACCCAGCUCGGGGACAGUGGCUGACAGGCUCAGCUGCUCUGCUCUCUGGCCUCCUGGUCUUCUUCUUGCUGCCGCCUCUGCUCUUCUCCCACAUGGAAGGCUGGAGCUACAUGGAGAGCUUCUACUUCGCCUUCAUCACUCUCAGCACCGUGGGCUUCGGAGACUAUGUGAUUGGAAUGGACCCUUCUCGGUAUUACCCUAUGUGGUACAAGAACAUCGUGUCCCUGUGGAUCCUCUUUGGGAUGUCCUGGUUGGCCCUGAUUAUCAAAGCGAUCCUGCCUUUGCUGGAGACACCGGGUGAUAUGGACACCUGUUCCCAGAACUGUGCCAAGGGGCACUUCAAGGCCCGCAGCUGGAGGCAGGCCUCAGGAGGGGAACACAAGGUCCAAUCCCCACCACCCAGCUGCUGCUCUGAGGAGUCUGAGGGAAUCACACAGCAUCUGGAACCCUCUGCUCAGGUCCCACAGUGUGACAAGGACAGCUAACUACGUCCCAGGAUUGCCAGAUCUUCUACUUCAAUAAUGAGGUUUCUGAAUUUAAGCAUGGCACGUGACUAUUUGCUAUAGUUUCUCAUGGGAUUUGGGGGAUGAAGCAUGCCCCUCUUUCCCCACUUCUUCUAGCCUUCCGCAAUGCUGACAUGGUGACUGGAAUUCCAACUACCAUAUUGCCCCAUGAGGUAGCGACCAUGAUUGAGAUUGGUGGCAUACUAACAGAAGAAGGCAUAUCUUCUGAUCUUCACAGAGCCCUUGUA